AUGUCAUUGCUGCAGCGUCGGCGUGGAGGGAUGAGUGGUGAGUCAGCCGAUGAAGCCUUGGACCGCAUGAUCGCCCAGACUCAAGAGGAGGGAGAGAGAAGAAGAGCUCUGUCUGCUCCUAGGAGGAUGGAAGGUGGUGUGCGGAGGUUGGAAAUUCAGGCUGGAGCAGAGGGAGAUGGACGAGCUCAAGGUCGAGAAGGUGAGGUGGCGAGGCCUGCUGGUUUGCCACAAGCUUUAGGGCCUGAAGCUCCUCCGGUGGCAGCUCAGCAGGAAUUGCCUGGUGGUGGGAGAUCGACAAUGGUGGUAGGACCGCUUCUUCGGGGUGUGGCGCAAGAUGUGGCUGGUGCGGUGGGUAACCAACUGCAAGCUUUGGGGACACUUUUUCCUGGAGCUCAAGUCCGUUCUUGUGUACCUCAAGGUGGUCCUCCUGGUGUCCUUCCUCUACAAGGUCUUCAUGCUGAACUACAUCAACGCAGUGGUCAGGGGAUCAAUGACCAAGGUGGUGGCUGUCCGAGUGGAGGGCAUGUGGGCGGUGCUAUGUUGGGACCUUUGGCUGAGCCUUUGCCGCCGUUGGUAGCUUUUCAGCUGCCGCAGCAGCAACAGAUGGGAUCAGCCGCGAGGAUAGGAGUGAUGGUGACUCCAGUCCGAGAACCUCGAGACCUGCAGUCAGUACCCAUGGUGAGCCCGGUUCCCAUGCAAAUGGUGAGCCCGGUUCCCAUGCAGGCAUUGGCUGGAGGGGGGAACGCAGCUCCUGUUGGAACAGAUCCAUUGGGAGGGACUCAGAUGAGGAUGGACCCAGCUGCGAUGGCAGUUGAGGAGAUCAGAAAGCGGGUGAUGCGGGAGGCAGAGGAAGCUUUCGCCAAGGAGGUGAGAAGGCUUCAAGGUCAGACCGAGGAAACCCAAUCGUACCAGUCAGCAUCCAAGGGACAGGCCGUGGUUGGCCAGGCCUUGGGAACUUCUCAGCCGUUGGGAGGAGUCGGUGGAAUGCCGUCCCCACCUCCAGGGAUUGAUCCGGGAUUCCAAGGAAGGAAUCAAGCUGGGCUAGCUCAGCCGGGACCAUCUCUGACUGAGGCUUUGAGGGCCCUGGAGCUACCAAAGCUUCCCACACCGGGAAGUGAAGGUGCGUCCAUCCAGUUCGGGGAUUGGAUGACUGUGGUGCAUCCACUGAUGAGUGAUCUUUCUGGAAGUGCUGGAGAAUGGUGGAGUCUGACAGUGAAAACUGUGGAACACCACUAUCAGCAGUGGCUGGUUGCCACGCCGCUGGAGAAGCUGCGCAUGAAACCAGGAUCACCAGUGAUCGGUGAAGGCUACGCAAGACUGGAACAGCGGUCAGUAUCUAUGUUGCUAGCUGCUUUGCCAGAAGGUUUGCGACAGGACGUCAUAGCAUCGCGGCGUCUCUCGACGGUCGGGAUUCUGUUCCGAUUGUUUACCACCUUUCAACCUGGUGGUUCGGGUGAAAGGACAGGACUGAUCAAGUCCAUCAGCGAGGCCAAGGUGCCAGCAGGUUUGGUGGAACUGCUGGGGUCCGUUCGGCAAUGGCGCCGAUCAGUGGGAAGGUCGGAGGAGCUGAGUGUAACAGUGGAUCCUCUGGUUCUGACAGGUGUGUUGUCGAAGUUCGCUGACGGAGCUUCAAGAUUGGGUGGAAGUCAGGUGGCGUUCCGCUUGGCGACCAUGCGCCAACAGCUGGACGUAGAUAGAGCUCCAAGCCUUGGUUCGGUCAAAGAAUGGGCCGAGUACAUCCAAGCUGAGCUGGAAGAGUUGGCUAAUGCGCAGACUGCUGGGAAGGCGACGCCGUCGAAUCCGCCAGCGUUGGCUCCGGUGCUGACGCAGGGGAAGCCGGCUGUCAAGGCCUUCACGGGGGAAGGGCAGAAGCCAUGGGAGAGGCCAGAAGGUGAGAAAGCGCCGUGUCGUUUCUGGAGCACUGACGAAGGGUGUCGCAGGGGUGAGAAGUGCGGUUUUGCACACGCCUGGGGAACGUUGGAGAAAUCCUCAAGGUGCUUGCUUUGCUCAUCAACAGGCCACCGUAAAAGGGAUUGUCCCACAGCCAAGCCUAAAGAUGGAAAUGGCUGGACACAGAAAGGUGACCGGAAGGUCGCUAAGGUCCUCAAUAAGAAAGGGGAGAAGAGCACUGAGAAGGAGAGCCAAAAAGAGUCAACAGUAGUGAAGGAGGCAGCGGAGGAAAAUCCGCAACCGGAAAAAAGAUCUGAGGGUUCCCAGCCCAAGCAGGAAGGUGACUUGGUGCAGAACCUCAACGGUCUGGUUAAGUCCAUGACGUCGAUCAAAUCGGUAUUCAUCAAGACGGUGAAAAUGGACGAGGAGUGCGGAGGAGAGUACGCCUUGCUAGAUGGGGGGGCGACUCACGCUUUGCGACAGGCGAAGAGCUCCGAAGUUCCGCAUCUUUGGCCAGUCCAAGUUGAAAUGGCGAUGGGAAGUGUCACGCUCUAUCGGUGCGCAGCGCACAAUACGCUGUUGGCACUGGAUAACGUGGAACCCAUAAUUCCAUUGCGGCUGCUAGUAGAUCACGGAUUCAAGAUCGACUGGCCGAAGGAUCGCUGUGACAUCUCACACCCGAAACAUGGGAACCUGCAGUGUGUCAGACGCCAAGGGUGUCCAGUGAUGGACAGAAGUGAAGCCUUGAGUCUCUUGGAGUCACUUGAGAAUGGUGGAGUGGGAGACUACUGUGAGCCACCGGCUCAGGAGAUCGAAUGGUGGAAGGAGAAGUAUCCACAGGUCCCUGAGAGAAUCUGGUCUUUGAUGAGGGGCCAAGGGCUGAACUGGGAAGAAAUUGCCUCCCCUUUGCCUUGGAAUAGGGCAAAGCGGAGGAGGUUGGAAAGAGCUCGAGGUGGUGUGGUGAUCCAUCUUUUCUCUGGGUCCGGGGGAGAAUCCAGGAGAUGGCGGGAUCUCACGGGAUCAGACACCGAGGUGCUGACCGUUGACAUCUCAUCGAACGCUCAAGAAGAUCUACACGCCGCUGGGGUGUGGGCGUAUCUGUGGGGAUUGGCUGAAAGGGGCCGGAUCCGGAUGAUAACCGCCGGACCGCCAUGCAGGACAGUGAGUCGUCUUAGGCAUAAGAUCCCAGGUCCUCGCCCUUUACGUGGCAGAAGGAAUCACAGAUUCGCUUUGGAUGAUCUAACUGAAAGAGAAAUGACAAAGGUGGAUGGAGAUACCGCCCUGUGGUUGAAAACUCUCGGUCUCUAUGAGAAAUCUCAAGAGGGAAUGGCGGCGAAUGGCAUUCUGGGUCAGUGUGGUCUUCUGGUGGAAAGUCCCCAAGAUCCAUGCGAGUAUGUGGAAGAUGGGAAAGAGUAUCCGUCCUUCUGGGAAUGGGAGGAAACAGAAGAUUUCUUGAAACGAAACCCAGACAUGUUCAAGGUCAGGGUGGACCAAGGGGCUCUAGGGCACCCACGCCCCAAACCCACAACGCUUCUGACCAACAUAGUCCAGCUGAAGGAACUUAGUGUGUGCAUGGAUCUCCGGGAGCGGCUGAAGCAGACGGCUUCUUGGUCUGCAUGGGCUCCAGGUCUGAUGGCUGCUCUCAAGAUUGUGAUACCCAAAUUUCUGGCGAGCCAGGCUCAGCAACCGAUGCUGAGCAAGUUGGACUUAGCGGGAUGGAAGAAGCAUCUGCAGGCACAACACGUGCCAUACCGGCGGGACUGUAAGGUCUGCUUGGAAACCAUGGGCUCGGCUGAGCCACAUCGCCGAAAGAGGGGUCAAGAAUCCGCCUUUGUGAUGUCUGUAGACAUCUGUGGUCCGUUCAAAAAGGGCACCGACCUUGGUGUCUCCAAACGCAGAAAGGUAAAGUAUGCCUUGCUGGCGACUAUCCCUGUGCCUCAGUGGCCAAGUCCGGGGGAGAAGGAGGAUUCCACGGCGGCGGUGGAACCUCAAAAGGAAGAAGUUGUUCCCGAAGCUGAGGAAGUGGAAGCCUCUGGGGAGCUUCUCUUGGAUCCAGAGCCCAGGGAUCUGAUCCCAGAGGAAGAAGCCCGGAAGAGAAACCAGGCGUGGGAAGAGUUCGUCAAAAAGGAAGUCAAGGAGAUAUCCAAGGAUGUUCCAGUGGUGAACAUCACCUUCAUGGAGCCACUUGCGUCUCGUCACCAGAAUGAAAUUACAAAGGCACUGUCCAAAGUGCAUGCCCGGGCGAAGAGCCUUGGCAUACCCAUUUACCGUGUGCACUCUGAUCGGGAGCGAUCUUUCACAACCAAUCACGUGGCCAAGUGGUGCGAAAUGCGCCAGGUCCAUCAAACUUUCAAUGCAGGCGAUGAGCCUGAAGCCAAUGGACGAAUUGAAGGGGAAAUCAACCAAUUCAAGCGUCGACUUCGCCUUUUGUUGGCAGAAACGGGAGUGAGUCAUGACUACUGGCCAUGCGCGGCCCGACACGGAGUCGAGGAACGAUUGCGUGCCCAAAUGAGAAAGUUGGGGGCCAAGUGUAAGGAGAUGCCACCCUUUGCUGUGUUGGCUCAGGUUAAGGCCAAACUGUGGCAUCGUCGAAAAGAAGGGGCGUUGUCAUCCCCUUACAAGACGCUUCGAAUUAUGGGCCCUUCACCUCAGAUGACUAACGGUUGGGUUGCUCUUGAUGAAGAAGCCAACCUUGUGCAGCACGCACGGUCCGUGUUCAUUCCUGAUCCUCUUGGAGAAACAGCUCGUUUGGAGCUGGAAACGGUCGAUGAUCCCAAGGAUCCUCCCAAAAGACGUCUCAACGGGAAGCAGCCACUGGUUGUGGAGGUUUCCAAGAUCCCUUUACCACCUCCUCGGGAGGACCGUGAACUUGAGUCCUUGUUGGCUGUGGCCGACGCUGAGGAAGAAGAUGGGUAUGAGCCCUCUAUCUUGUCUGACUCUGAGUUGGUUCCACCUGAGGCAGAAUUGGGAUUGCCAGCUCUCAUGGCCUUACGAGCUGGGGGAGAGUCUCUUGUGGAUGGAACUCAACUUGAAGGUUGGGGGGAGAUCGAAAAGACGGAAGUAGAGGAGUAUGUGAAUGAGCUCCGCUACCAGCACUGGAAUCUGAGAAAACUUCUGCAGGAACAGGUGAAUGCAGUCGCUGGGACAGAAGAAGAAGGUGCGGCGCAAGGACAAGUCGUGCAACACGUGAGUACCCAAGUGAGAUGGCUGGAAAGUGAAUUGGAGCAUUAUUCCCGGAUCGAAGAAGAAGGUGCCAAGGUGGAGGCAUUGGAAGCUGAAGAGUGUGAGAGACAUGCCCGAAUCGCAGCUUUGUCGACGGAUGGCCAACCAGGGGAUGAGAACCAAGGUGUGAGCAGGCCCCCGACGGUCUUGCAAACCUACACAAUCCCCUUGACGAUGGUAAAGCGGGAUAUGGAAUCCUGGAUUGAACCAAUUAAGGCCGAGUACAACCAGCUUGUGUAUGAAAGCCAGGCGGUGAAACCGGCGACUCCAGUGACGGCAGCGGACUUGUACGCUGGAGGAGCUGAUGCCACCGCCAUUCGAUGCAUGGUCAGAAAGACCGCAAUGAUGGAUGGGUGGGACAUGGGAGUCCUAGAUAUCAAGGGCGCGUUCUUGCUUGCCCCACGCCGAAGGGAGCAGGAGUGCCUGAUGAUGACCAUCCCACCGAAGCUGCUGGUGCAGGCUGGGAUCUGUCCGCCGGAUGAGCGGUGGGUGAUCCAAAAGGCGAUGUACGGCCUGGAGACCAGUCCGGCCGACUGGAGUAGCUUCCGCGACCAAAGGGUCAAGAAAUUUGAGUGGAGCUCAAACGGUAGGUCGUUCUGGAUGCGUCAAACGGUCGAACCAAAUGUCUGGCAACUCGUGUCGAGCGAGGAGCCAGGAAGAGCGGACUCGGAUGAACGGGUAGAAGGUUUUUGUACCUUCUAUGUCGAUGAUGUCCUGGUCUGUGGACCAACCGAAGUAAUCAAGGGAUGUCUGAACCGAAUAAACCAGGAGUGGAACUGCUCCGAAGCGGAGUACCUCUCAGAAAAGGGAAUGUUGAGAUUCUGUGGGAUGGAGUUGAAGCUGCACCCGAGGGGCGGCAUCCUCCUUUCCCAAGAAUCCUACACCAAGGAUCUGUUGGAUCGAUACCCGGAGGUACCAGAAGCGCUGGUACCAAUUGCAAGGACUGAGGAUGUCGAGGAUUCACCACCGGAGCCUGCAGAUGUCAAAAGGGCGCAGACUCUGGUCGGCGAACUUUUGUGGGUAAGCACAAAGACGCGGCCGGACGUGGCAUAUGCAGUGAGUUGGAUGGGUUCCCGAGCAUCCAAAUGUCCGAAGAGGGUUUGCCAACUUGGUAGGCAAACGCUUGGCUACUUAAAGGCCACAGUGGGUCAUGGUCUGCUAUACCAAAAGUGUCAAGAGGCCGACCGUGGGCCGAAUGGGAAUUUGGCAUUCUGCAGGGAUGCCAAUACGUUGGAAGUCCACUCGGAUGCGUCUUUCGGUCCAGGAAGGGAGAGGCUGCGCUCUAGGGCGUUGCACGAAGCGGUACAACAGGAGGUGUGGAAGGUGAAACACAUGGCGGGUGUGGAACUUGCGGCAGAUUUCCUGACGAAGCCAAUCACCGUUGGGGCUACUUGGUCAAGAUUCCGGAGGUUUGCAGGGCUCUACGACAUGGCUGAGCCGGAGGACCUGGAGACCUUGAAGAAGAUUGGAAUCUGUAGAGAAUGGGCUCUGAAGGGGCUGACUGUAGCUGUAGAGCUUGAAAGGAACUACUGCCCUUCGGGCUGCCCCAGUGUCCGGGCGCUCCGUGCUGAAGCCAUGGCGACCAGCGUUGCUGAUGCUGGUGGCGAGGGUGGAGAUGGUCCUGGUGAUGGUGGAGAUGAUCGUAAGCCGUGGCCGAAGAGCUCCAUGGACGAUGACAUCUACACCGGGGAGAAAAAGAAAAGGAAGAGAAAGAAGAAAAACAAGGCCGCGAAGGCUGAUCAAGGUGAAGAGAAGGGCCCAAGUGCAGAGGCCUGUGAUGAAGAAGAGAAGGAAGAUGAGUGGCCGAGCUGGGAAAACAGAAAGCUUGAGGAGUCCGAGGAAACAGUCGCAGGGGAGCCAGGGCCUGUGACGUUGAUGCAGGCUACUCCGAAGACAGCGACGAGUGCUGCUCCGCUACCAGCUCCUCUACCUCCUCAAGACAACGAACCUACUGGCGAAGAGGUUCCGACUGCGACGGGCAGUCAGCCAGCCUCUUCUCAGGGGCCUGAGAACCCAGAUGGAACCACUUACACUGUCCGUGGUCAUGGUCGCCGCGACAUUGAGUCAGGCUUCUUUUGGGGAGGCGAAAAGAUCGUGGUAUCCUUCGUGAAUGUGGAUGGUGACCUGGAAAUUCGCAGAGGUGACGGUCUGGUCGAGAUCCGUCCCCUUGCUGAGCCAGAAGGAAAAGGGAAAGGAAAGAACGGGCCAGAGGUCAUCAGCUCUGGUGAAGAGAAUGAAGAAGCGAACAGCGACCCAACUGGUCCCAAAGGAAAAGGAAAACCCGUUCCCGAACCUCUGCUACCACCGAGUCGAGGCAGCGUGGGUUCUUCAACUGCCAGUGGCGAUGGCCUUGGAUCUUCAACCGACCGACCAGUUCCUAGUGGAGAUCGCCGGCAGUCUUUGGGAAAAGGAAAAGGCCGGGGGAAGACUCCGGGCGCCGCUGAGGAUGACGAUGAUGAUUCCUGGGGAAAAUGGACUUCUCAGGGUUUGCAUGGAGCUGGAGAACCGGAAGGCGAGCCUCCAGCUGAAGACCAUCCACCUGAUGAGGAAGAAAAUGAGGACUAUGACAUCCAUGCGAGAAAGGACCUGGAUGAUGGCUCGGGAACCAAGCGUCCUCCGCCUGAUGGUGGGUCCUACAGCAUGAAGGCUAUGCGAGUCACUGUGGAUGCGGCCACGGCACCGUGGGAACUACCUGAGUUCUCGGCGCCUCCGCCGACUGGGAAGAAGGACAGAUGGGAAAGUUCCUGGAUCCAACGUGGAUGGCUUGUUAGAGUCCACAGGGAUCCAAGGAAACGCACUUUCCAGCCAAUCCACCGUGCCUCUCCGGUUGCAGGUGGAGAUCUUCUUCCUCUACGUGUGACUGUGGGCUUCGAGGAGGACACCAACCGCCGCUUUGUCAAGACGGACCGCUGGGAUGUGGAGCCAGCGAACCCCACUACUUCAAGGUGGACUGGGUGGACCUUCUUCCGCCUCAAGAAUGAAACUGGGACCGUGCAUGAUCGCACUGUGUCUCGGAGCUCUGGUGAUGAUGCUCGUGGAGAAGGGCAUCGUUUUCACCUACCUGAACGUGACGGAGCUGGAGGACCGCAUGAUCGUGGUGAGCUUCAGCCUGCAGUUUUGAGGUUGCCUGAUGGAGCCGAGGGGCAUCUUGGGCUUCUUCCUGACCUACCUGGUGGGGAAGAGAACCGUGUUGAUGUGAGCCGGGCGGCUACGGCGAAGUCCUACGCUCCGCUCCCAACACCAAGAGCACCUGCGGUGAGGCCAAAAGCACAGACUUCAGCUGGUCGACGAGCUCAACCGGUUUUGGCUGACCUUCAGCGUCGAGAUGGCCUGCCUCCUGCCGAAGAGGAACUGAGCGAUGACGGCAGCUGGAGUGAGGUCUCUGGGGAGACCUGGUGA
Messenger RNA from Cladocopium goreaui, 8511 nucleotides. Lineage: Eukaryota; Dinophyceae; Suessiales; Symbiodiniaceae. The record is from the annotation of a GenBank genome assembly.